GUUCGAUGCAUCUGCCUUCCUGGAGCGCAUGCGCAACAAGGUGUUUCUGGUCAUCGGGGAUUCUGUCUCCAUGAAUCUCUUUGCAGCCCUCCAAUGCCUCAUCGAAACAGCCACUCCAACCAAGAGCAGGGAUGACCCCCUGUUCCCAGGAGGACCAAGGACUCGCGCCGUGAUUGCUCCGCAAUUCAAUGCCACCUUCCUUCGCCAUGCCUCCUCCUUUAUCGUCCAAUCUAUUCCCAGU
This is a messenger RNA of Closterium sp. Naga37s-1, 241 nucleotides long. NCBI's taxonomy places the organism in Eukaryota, Viridiplantae, Streptophyta, Zygnematophyceae, Desmidiales, Closteriaceae. The record is from the annotation of a GenBank genome assembly.